AUGCGGAUAUGGAGUCCUAUUCUCUUAAAUGUUAAAACUCAAGUCUACAAUCCGAACCGGUCAAUCGAACCGUCCAAGCAGCGACCAACCAAUCCCCCAGCUGAUGCGGAAGCAUUUAGUUCGGUUCUUUUAGUCUUUCGGAAGCAAAACAUCAACAUGUCAUCCACUGGAAUUGCUGUGGGUUUGAACAAGGGGUUUCCUGUAAACAAGAAGCAGGUGGCUCCUCGCCCCGCUUCCCGCAAGGGCCGCGCCGGCAAGAAGACGAAACUCGUGCGUGAUAUUGUACGUGAAGUGGUCGGAUUGAUGCCAUACGAAAAACGUAUUCUCGACAUGAUCAAGAGCGGUGGUUCAUCUGCAGAGAAACGUAUUUACAAGUUUUCUAAGAAACGCCUUGGCACGCACCGCCGUGCUCUACAGAAGCGUGAAGAAAUGAAAGCUUACUACGCUGCUCUUCGUGCCAAGGCCGCUCACCACGCUUAA
Molecule: messenger RNA, 480 nt
Organism: Plasmopara halstedii
Lineage: Eukaryota; Oomycota; Peronosporomycetes; Peronosporales; Peronosporaceae
Product: 60s ribosomal protein
Exons: 4
Coding region: 1-480 (159 amino acids)
Biological process (GO): cytoplasmic translation
Cellular component (GO): ribosome; cytosolic large ribosomal subunit
Molecular function (GO): structural constituent of ribosome
Source: RefSeq, a predicted model, not a curated record